Neurospora crassa OR74A is the source of this 1056-nucleotide messenger RNA. RefSeq lists its product as hypothetical. Gene Ontology annotation, cellular component: cell cortex of cell tip; plasma membrane. Gene Ontology annotation, biological process: fungal-type cell wall organization. NCBI's taxonomy places the organism in Eukaryota, Fungi, Ascomycota, Sordariomycetes, Sordariales, Sordariaceae. The record is from RefSeq and is a predicted model, not a curated record. The transcript has 3 exons. The coding region runs from base 1 to 1056 and encodes 351 amino acids.
AUGCGACACCCUUCUACACUUGUGCCCAUCAUAGCUUCCAUAGCAGCCUUCGUGCUAGUCUUACUGGCUCUCGUCGCCGGUUCUAGCAAAGGCUUCAUGGAAAGCUACGACGUCGUCACAUUCAACACGUCAACCCUUGGACAGAACCUUGUCUACAAUCAACUCAGCGAUAAUCAGCCUGGCUCAGAGGCUGAUGGGGUAUGUGAAAAGCUGGGGUUUCUCAGCAAGGCCUGCGAAGACGCUACUGGUGCGGUCGGAGACGCAAAAGACGACCUGGUGAACGCCCUAGGCGACAUUGAGAACGAUAUAGCGGACCAACUAGCAGAGAAGCUGGGCAUCCACGAAUUCUACUCUCUUCAUGCGAGAACUGUCUGCGAGGGCGAGUACAGCCCUAGCCCAACAGCCAAGGGCGCAGGCAGGACUGUCGCUAAUUGCAUCAAGACUUUCCCUAGCGGCUUCAACGUAUCCGACAUCCUUGACAAGGAACUCCGCGUCGGCCCCUUUAAGCUCACGCUAGAAGACAUUGGCUUCAACGACGAAGUCCAAAGCGCCCUCGACACGCUCAACCGCGUCAUCAGAGCCUUCGCCAUAAUUCUCAUCGUUGACGUUAUCCUCACCGGCCUCUCCAUGCUCGCCUCCCUCCUCGCCAUCUUCUUCCUCGGCAACAAGGAACGGCCGACACUCAUCAUCAAUGCUGUGCUCUCGAGUAUCGCCUUCAUUCUCGUCCUCAUCACCGGUAUCCUCGCUACAGUCGGAUCCCGGAUUGCCGCCUCAAAGGCCAACAAAUACGGAAAGGAUAUCGGUUUGAGCGCCAAGGCGGGAACCAAGUAUACGAUCCUCAUUUGGGUCGCGGUUGGGUUUUCAUUGCUCACAGUCGUGGGGUGGGUGUUCCAGGCGUUGAGGUAUAGGAACGGGAAGACGAUGGGUCACCGACACCAUGGGGCGAGAAAUAAGGAAGGGUAUAGGGACUCGGAGGAGAGUGCCAUGGCGCAUUCAGAUAGGCCGGUUUGGAAUGGUAGGGGUAUGAGGGAGGUGCAGUUUGCGAGGACGAGGUAG